Molecule: messenger RNA, 1766 nt
Organism: Lepisosteus oculatus (spotted gar)
Lineage: Eukaryota; Metazoa; Chordata; Actinopteri; Semionotiformes; Lepisosteidae
Gene: trmt61a
Product: tRNA methyltransferase 61A
Biological process (GO): tRNA methylation
Cellular component (GO): tRNA (m1A) methyltransferase complex; nucleus
Molecular function (GO): tRNA (adenine(58)-N1)-methyltransferase activity
Source: RefSeq, a predicted model, not a curated record
GCGAAGUUGAGCAUCCAUGGAUGCUCCUAGGAGGUGCACUCACAAACCAAGAUGAGUAAAGAACACUCCUCUCUUCACCAGAUGAGGCAGCUGGAAGAAGGAGAAACGGGAUUGUACGCUGGACGCGAGCUGACCGCCUGGACCUCUUCCCCCUCAUGAGUUUCGUGGAGUACGGCGAUGUCAUCCAGGAGGGGGACACGGCCAUCGUCUUCCUGGGCCACGACUCCAUGUUCCCGGUGAAGGUGCAGCGCGGCGGCCAGACGCAGACCCGCUACGGCGCGCUGCGGCACUCCGCGGACCUGAUCGGGAAGCACUACGGGUCCAAGGUGACGUGCAGCAAGGGCGGCUGGGUGUACGUCCUGCACCCCACCCCGGAGCUGUGGACCCUCAACCUCCCGCACCGCACGCAGAUCCUGUACGCCACCGACAUCGCCACCAUCACCAUGAUGCUGGAGCUGAAGCCGGGCUCCGUCGUCUGCGAGUCAGGGACGGGCAGCGGCUCUCUGUCCCACGCCAUCCUGCGCACCAUCGCGCCCACUGGGCACCUCUACACGGUGGAGUUCCACCAGCAGCGGGCGGAGAAGGCCAUGGAGGAGUUCAGGGAGCACAAGGUGGGCCACCUGGUCACCGUGCUCAACCAGGACGUGUGCCGGGAGGGCUUCGGAGUGACGGGGGUCGCGGACGCCGUCUUCCUGGACAUCCCCUCGCCCUGGGAGGCCAUCGGGCACGCCAAGGCCGCCAUCAAGAAGCAGGGGGGCCGAGUCUGCUCCUUCUCGCCCUGCAUCGAGCAGGUCCAGAGGACGUGCCAGGCGCUGGCGGAGCACGGGUUCGGGGAGGUGUCCACGCUGGAAGUGCUCCUGCGCCUGUACGACGUGCGCUCGGUCACCCUGCCCCUGCCGGACUUCGGGGACGAGGCGGGUGGGCCCGGGGGCGGCGCCCCGUCCGCCCAGAACGCCACCAUGACCUGCAAGACUGCCGUGGCGCCCAAGGAGAUGGCGGGCCACACGGGCUACCUCACCUUCGCCACCAAGAGUCUGGUAUAGCCGCAGGCCCGGAGGUCAGGGCGCGAUGCGGCCUCUUUCUCCCACAUCCCGGGGACCCCUGGCUGCUCGGAGGACGGGCUCGGCCUUUUUUAUUUUCUUUUAGCUUCCGUUUUUAGGAUCGAAGUGGCCUGGCGCCGGUCUGUGCCGGACCCCUCUCUGCCCGCCAGCGUUCGCCCACGGGAGAUGGAGAGCAGCAGCAGGGAUGGGCCGAGAGGGGCGGCCAGCGCACAGACACGCGGACUGCUUCCCGAGGAGUUCCAUACAUAGCCAGCUAGACGGGGAGCAGAGUUGUUUAAACUGCGAGUGGAGGAUGUCAGCAGCAAUAGGGCUGGCUGUUUAUAGAUGUUUAAAGAGUGCAGCAGGAUUAAUGGCACACUGUCGUGCCGCAGCAGCUGAGCUGGACUCAUCGUGAACUUGAGUAUUCAUCACACCGGGAUAAAUACUUCUCCAUCCUUGGCCUCCUUGCACACUGUAGCUCUCUCUGCUCCGUUCUCAGCUUCAUGUUCUGUUUGCUUGGUUGCCCCUUCUUUAAUUUAAUUCACCCAUGACCUUUUUUUUUUAUUAUUUUAAAUGCAUCUGUUUUGUGGCCAUGGCGUAAAAACAUUCAAUGUUUUUUUUCCCCCCCCAAGGUGAACAGCAUUUUUCUUUGUUUUUACUUUUAACUUUUAUCAGAUUGACCCAGUAAAGUGUUCCCAGAAAUAAAAGUGAACUGAUGGUCUCGGG